UGUGCUUGCGUGGAGGAAGCCGCCUGCGUAGCCGCGAGGGGGAGUGGAUGGAUAUUGAAGCGGCCUUUGGAUCCUGGAGGGAUGGUUGGCUAUGAUCCCGAUUCCCAGUGCACUUCCCUCUCAGCAGUGGAAAUAGCAGUAGCAGGAUCUGCAUCUGGGUUGGUCACUCGGGCACUGAUUGGCCCCUUUGACGUUCUAAAGAUCCGUUUUCAGCUUCAGAUAGAGCAACUGUCUUCCAGAAAUCCACAGGCUAAAUAUUAUGGUAUCUGGCAGGCUGUUUGCCAAAUUUUGGGGGAGGAAGGGCCGAAGGCUUUCUGGAAGGGCCAUGUCCCAGCUCAGCUCCUCUCGGUCAGCUUUGGAGCUGUCCAGUUCGUCAGCUUUGAGUUUCUAACCAAGUUGGUGCAUGAUGGCACAUUGUACCACGCCCGUGACUUUGGUGUGCAUUUUACCUGUGGUGGUUUGGCUGCUUGUGCUGCCACCAUAACUGUUCAGCCCCUUGACACACUGCGAACCCGCAUGGCUGCCCAAGGAGAGCCAAAGAUUUACAGGAACCUCCGCCAUGCUGUGCUCAACAUGUAUCAGAAGGAAGGGCUGCUGACCUUUUAUCGGGGCCUCAACCCGGCAAUGAUUGCAAUUAUCCCCUAUGCUGGCCUCCAGUUCUCCUUAUAUAACUCUCUGAUGAGACUGCACAAAUGGAUUGUUCCAGGUGAUGGAUCAAAAACAGGUAGCGUCAAAAGCUUUGUGUGCGGCAGUUGUGCUGGAGUCAUCAGCAAAACCCUCACUUACCCAUUCGACCUGUUCAAGAAGCGACUGCAGGUGGGAGGCUUUGAGCAAGCCCGGGCAGCCUUUGGGCAGGUGCGGACGUACAGCGGUUUAAUGGACUGUGCCCGGCAGAUUGCGCAGGAUGAGGGAGCCAGGGGAUUUUUCAAGGGCCUCUCGCCAAGCCUGCUGAAGGCUGCGUUCUCGACAGGCUUCACCUUUUUCUGGUAUGAGUCCUUCUGCCGCCUGAUGCGUGCCCUGAAGGAGGCGAACAGCUCUAAGAGGCGGGAAGACUGA
Messenger RNA from Euleptes europaea (tarantolino), 1056 nucleotides. It is a transcript of the gene SLC25A19, whose product is annotated as solute carrier family 25 member 19. Lineage: Eukaryota; Metazoa; Chordata; Lepidosauria; Squamata; Sphaerodactylidae. Gene Ontology annotation, biological process: thiamine pyrophosphate transmembrane transport. Bases 82 to 1056 code for a protein of 324 amino acids. Gene Ontology annotation, cellular component: mitochondrial inner membrane. Gene Ontology annotation, molecular function: thiamine transmembrane transporter activity. The record is from RefSeq and is a predicted model, not a curated record. The transcript has 7 exons.